Topomyia yanbarensis is the source of this 5492-nucleotide messenger RNA. RefSeq names its product anoctamin-1-like. Gene Ontology annotation, molecular function: protein dimerization activity; chloride channel activity. Gene Ontology annotation, cellular component: plasma membrane. The transcript is spliced from 8 exons. Lineage: Eukaryota; Metazoa; Arthropoda; Insecta; Diptera; Culicidae. Gene Ontology annotation, biological process: chloride transmembrane transport. The record is from RefSeq and is a predicted model, not a curated record. Bases 1790 to 5089 code for a protein of 1099 amino acids.
GCGAAUACGGUCGGAUGUGCGCUUCGCUUCACGUGGAGCCGCCGCAUCAUUUCUCGCGUUUUUGCUCUAGUUUUUUUUUGUUAUUCGCUUCUCGAAAUGGCUACAUUCCACCGCUGAUUGUUGUGUUUGAUUUUUCUAUUGCUGUACAGUUUGUUUUUCCUUUGUGCAUUGUUUUGAUACCGAUAGGUUGAAGGAAAUCGUGGCCUUCUCGGCGGUUGCCUACUAGAUCGAAGUCGAAUCGGUUGCGCACUGAGGUGAGAUCGUCACACUCAAAUAGAACCGUGAUGAUCGGAAGCGAAGAAGAAGAAGAAAACCGAGUGAUUUCGUGAUAACGCCAUUAGCCAAAUUUAUCGGCACCACGGCAGAGACCAGGGAUUAGGAUCCGAUUUGGCGACAACGCAGUUGGAAUGUGUGCGAAUGGAAAUAUCUCCUCCCGGAAUGUGAUAAGUGUUAAUCGUCGAAGGCCAGCGCGGGGUCAGCGAAGAUUAUCAAGCGUUUUGAUAGUGUAGCGUGAUUUGGUAGAACAGAGCGAGAAAAAAAUGGAAGUCGUCAUCGACCGUUGUCAGUCUAGGGGAGGGUUGUUAGCUGUUGUGUUACCAUACAUGGGUGAAAAGUGCAAUCCACAAAACGGUAGUUAAUUGUGUGCAAUCUUACCCACCGUGAGGCGGCCGCAAUUUUAUACAACCCGGGUUUAUAGGCGCACAUUGCUAGAAUAUAGCCGCAAUAGCACGCGAUCAUCGCACCGUGUCAAAACGUCUGCUUAGUUAGGGUGGCUGAAUUGAAUUGUUCAACAAUAGAAAAAAAAACUACAAAAUACGCAAGCUGCUUGUCUUUUAUUUUAUCCUUCAUAAUAAUGGAAUGUAAAUAUUUUCCACAUAUGCAAUAUUUAUCGCUCUAAUCUAUCAAAAUCUGAGGUAUCUGUGAGCAGGGUUUUUAACACUUUAAACUCGACUAAUUGAACAACUUGAAGUUUCAUUUCUUUUUUAUAAACUUUUUAGAAGACUUUACCAAUGAUGUUUUACUAUUUGUUACUUGUCCUCAACGAUUUUGCAAACAAAUUUGAAAUAAUGAAAAAAAUAUGAAUAACCCAGAGAAAUCCUGACAUCAGAGCUACAAAAAUGAUCUCAGAACAAUGCUUUAAAGAAAAAAAUAAAAUAAACGUGGGCUUCAAAGAGAAAAAAAAACCUGACGAGACUAAUAUUUUCUCACAGCAAAAGUUAUUGCUUUCGCUGUACGGAACUUUACCAGCUCAAACCGGUAAAUAAACUAACAUUGUAGUAACCUAUUUCAGGUGCACUUAAAAUUCGGUCACCCUAUUUUACUGCAGCCCUCCAUGUAAACGCGAUUGGACUACACUAUAGGAAGAGUGGGUGGCAGUGAGCAAUACACGGCCGCCGCCCGUCGGAUGCACAUUUGCGUAUUGCAGAAGGCGGCGGAAAAGGCGACCAAGCGUUUGAAUAUUUUAUGGGAAAUUUGCACACCGGACCGUUGCACCCGCACCCGCAACCCUUGAUCUUUUCAUUUCGUUGCUAAAAAACAUUAUAUCUGUGUCGUGAUAAAUGGCGGUUUCAAUUGAUGCAACGAAGAAACGAUUGCUUCGAUCUGAUUGCUGCUAGUAACGAUGGCGUUGGCUGGUUGACUGGAAGGAUUCGAGGCGCACAUGUGUUGAAGCUCCGAAAAGGUGAAGGAAAAUAGUGUAAAAAUACCGAAAAUUGUAGUGAUUUGCAGUAAAGUGGAGUCACAAGGUGGUUCCGAGAAAUAGAGAAGAAAAGCUGAAUAAUCGAACAACAUGAACAGCGUGUAUCAAAAAGUGAACCAACUGGAAGAUGGCGAGGAGCGCGAUCUGACUGACACAGUCAGCUCACAACAUCAUCACCACCAGCAUCAACAAACUCAGCAGCUUCUCUUCCAAUCGCGCCCACCCCGAAUAACAACCUCCAGCGGUUCCCUCGAUUACGACUACUACGAGGACAUGGACGAACGGGACAGCAUCUAUCUGGACGCUGUAUCCGUCAGUUCCGAUGGUAACCCAAACCGGAAAUCGUUGUACCUAUCCCGACAAACUGUGUACCAUUCGGCGGAGGAACUUCCGUUGGAUUCAGUGAAUGGCGGUGGUGUCAACGAUGACGACACUUUGCGCAGUGUCAAAACUACCACCGAAUCGCUGCUCAACGAUUCCCGUGCCAACGGUGGUCUGGUGAAUAUGCCGUACGAACCACGAGUCAACAGUGCUUCCGCAGCGGGGGUCGGCGGCGUCGGUGGUGGGAUCCUGAAGCGUCCCGGCUUGACCACCAAAUACAACGAAGAGGUGGUUAAUCAUGAUUCCAGUUUUCGUUCCACUUCUCAAACCAUUAGCACUAACACCGAUGAUGACCGUAAGCAUGAGCCAAGACAGAUUGUUACAUAUUCGCUGUGGAAAUCUAGGACAUGGAACCGCUUCCAGGACGGACGUCGCGUGGUCGACUUCAUACUUGCCUUCAACGGUCAGGACCCGUGCGAAUUGGCAGCCCGAAAGCGAGCCAUCUUCCAGCAGAACCUGAUCCACGAGGGACUCGAGAUUGAGCUGGAAAGUUCCCAGCGGAUUCAUUUCGUCAAAAUCCACGUCCCACAGGAGGUCGUCUCGCGGUACUGCGAAAUCAUGAAGAUGCACAUGCCGAUCGUCAAACUGAAGGAACAGGAGAACAUCCUGCCGAAGGAUUUCAGUUUGAGCGAUACGCUGGCGAGACUGUUUCGGCGUCCGCUGUUCAAGUUCGUCAUAAUCGAUCGGGACAAGUUCCGAAAAAAAGAGUACCGCCUACAGCACGAGUACUGCCGGGAGAAGUCGUACCUGUUCGAUGACAGUCAGGCGGACUUUUUCACACCGACCAUUCGGAUAUCGGUGGCUCAUUUCAUUUUGCAGCGGACGUAUUUUAGCGAUAGCGAAGAGGAAAAGUUUGACAUUGGACUGCGGAAGCUGCUGAACGAUGGCGUUUAUUUGGACGCGUAUCCAUUGCAUGAUGGUAGUCCGGAUCUGCCGGAAUUGGAAUGCCAACGAACACUGCUGCUAGAGGAGUGGGCUUCCGUCGUACGGUGGAUCAAGCAUCAACCGCUGGAUCACAUCAAGGAGUACUUCGGGGUGAAGGUUGCCAUGUACUUCGCGUGGUUGGGUUUCUACACGCACAUGCUGAUUUCAGCUUCAGUCGUAGGGUUGAUAUGCUUUUUCUACGGGCUACUAACGUUCCGAAGCAAUCGAAUUAGUCAGGAGAUAUGCAACGAUAGCGGAACGGUUAUGUGUCCCCAGUGCGAUGCUAAGUGCGACUAUUGGUAUCUGAAUUCGACCUGUACGACCUCGCAGUUGGCGCAUAUUUUCGAUAACAACUUAACCAUCGUCUUUGCGGUGUUUAUGUCGAUUUGGGCCACGCUCUAUCUGGAAAUGUGGAAACGGUACUCUUCCGCCAUCCAGCACAGUUGGGGCGUCACGGAUUACUGUUCGCUAGCGGAACCACCCCGACCUCAAUAUCUUGCCAGACUGAAAGACAGCAAGAAAACGAUUUUUAACAUUGUCACCGGUACGCAAGAACCAUCGCCACCUUUCUGGACGAAACGCUUACCUAGCUUCAUAUACAGCUAUUCGGUGAUAUUUCUUUUUAUUGUCCUCGCAAUCGGUGCCGUAUUCGGCAUCGUCAUCUACCGCAUGUCACUGAUGACUUCGCGUAACAUCUACGGCAGUCCGGAUGCCGUCAGUACCAAGCUGCUGCUACUCCCAGCGACAGCAGCAGUCAUCAAUCUGCUCGUUUCGACGGUUCUGAAUUACGUGUACGACUACGUUGCGGUUUACAUGACCGAUAUCGAGUACCGACGGACGCAGAGCGAGUACAACGAAAGCCUUACGCUGAAGAUCUAUCUGUUUCAGUUCAUCAAUUACUACACAUCGAUAUUCUACAUUGCCUUUAUGAAGGGAAAGUUUACUGGCUAUCCGGCCAAGUACAACCGGAUACUGACUUUUCGGCAGGAGGAAUGCAGUCCUGGUGGGUGUCUGAUGGAACUUUGCAUCCAGCUGGCGAUCAUCAUGGUCGGCAAACAGUUGAUUUCAUUGGUGCUGGAGAUUCUGUUGCCGUUUCUGUGGCAGAAAUUCCGCGAGUUUAGAAGCGUGCUUGGGAUUGAAUCGGAGGAUUCGGAAAACGGGGAGAAGCUGAUCUGUUGUAAUCAGUGGACUAAAGAUUUCACCCUGAUCAGCUGGCAUGAUCGGAGUUUGUUUGAGGAGUAUCUGAAAAUGAUCAUUCAAUACGGAUUCAUUACCAUCUUUGUGGUAGCUUUCCCGCUGGCUCCAUUGUUUGCUCUGCUGAAUAACGUGUUCGAGACGAGAUUGGAUGCGAAAAAGUUCCUCCUGUACUAUAAACGAUCCGUCCCGCAACGGGUUAGGGAUAUCGGCAUCUGGUACAAUGUGAUGCAUGUGUUGGGGAAAAUUGCGGUUAUUUCGAGCGCAUUCAUCAUCGCCUUCUCGUCCAACUUCAUCCCCCGACUGGUCUACAUGUACGUGGUAAGCCCAACCAAAACGGACAAUGGAUUCGUCAAUCACACCCUGGCCUAUUUCAACGUGAGCGAUUUUGAAUCCGGCGUUGCACCGUUGCAAUCCAAUUACGAAAAUGUAACCGUUUGCCGCUACCAGGAGUAUCGGAAUCCACCAGGAGUGGAACGUGCCUACAAGCGACCGUUGAUCUACUGGCACAUACUUGCCAUCCGGUUGGCCUUCGUAGUGAUCUAUCAGAACGUGGUUAGCUUCGUGCAGAUUGUGGUUGCUUGGGCUAUCCCGGAUACACCCGGCCGGCUGCAGGAUCAAAUCAAGCGGGAACAGUAUCUGACGAAUGAGUUCAUCAUUCAGCAGGAGAAGCUGCGGACGAACAGAAAGUGUAGGGAUGUUAGUUUGCAACGGAAUGGUUCGGUGGUGGUUAGACAGCAGAGCAGUACCGAUGAGUACGGUGGUGGACCAGCUAGUCUCACGGAGGAUGACGAAGAUGAGUAUGCGAUGAGACAGCGGAGGCGACCGAACAGUGACCCUUACCAUCAUGAACCUUUCCAGGAGUGUGAUAUAGUAACCUCCCGGGUUUAGGUUGGCUGAGUGGCUCGAAGCAUGUGUAAAGUUACCUAAGACAAACUUGUUGCUGGCGCCGACGGUAGAGGAGCUAAUACUACAGACAACUCGAACGAUCAAACCGUACUGAUAUGCCUUUUGGUGUUAUUUUUUUAGUUGUAUAAGGAAACAAGUGUUAGUGUAAGAUACCUGCGAAGCUUUUCAAUGUCGAGAAGAAGACACAACUUUACUCGAAAUGCCAAUUUUGAACAAAAUCGUUUCACUGCACAAAACCAAAUUGAAUGGACAAAUGUGAACAACAAAUUGUUUGUAAAUGUUAUACACUAUUCAUGCUGAUGAUUGGACGUACAUUGAACAUCUAUUUAUUUGUAUUUAGAUAAAACAAAUCUAAUAAAUCUUUUUAAAGAACUCAAUCUCCGUU